Daphnia magna is the source of this 1502-nucleotide messenger RNA. RefSeq names its product caspase-1. Lineage: Eukaryota; Metazoa; Arthropoda; Branchiopoda; Diplostraca; Daphniidae. Gene Ontology annotation, biological process: apoptotic process; proteolysis. Bases 428 to 1258 code for a protein of 276 amino acids. The record is from RefSeq and is a predicted model, not a curated record. The transcript is spliced from 7 exons. Gene Ontology annotation, cellular component: cytoplasm.
AGGAACCGUCACAGAAAAAGAUAAGUUGUUUGUUUGUUCUUCCUAAUCAUGUAAUUAAUUAUUUCUUCUCAACACUAGUGGUGAAGAUGGAUUACAGCCAUUACGAUUGUCUUCUGAUGGUCGUAGUGUCACAAGGUAAAAAUGGGAAAAGCAUCACGUUCGAUACACACGACGCUGAGGAAGUUUGGACUCGCUUCACACCAGAUAGCUGUUCCCAGCUAAUCGGCAAACCCCAACUUUCUUUCGUUCAAGUUUGUCUUGGAUUUAAAAAUCUGAACGGUCAGCACGACAAGGCAAUUCUGGGGACUCGACAACAAGUGACAGGCCAGAAACUGCUUUAUUCGAUUCCAACAAGUCACUGGCUCAUACAUCGAAAUACGAAAUAUCGUUCGAAACUGAGACUUCCACACUUACCUACAACGCGAAGAUGGACCUAACUGACGCAAAAGCUACUGGGCAACAAAUUCCUACUGCUGUUCAUCCUAAAAACAAGGGACCAUCCCGCAAGAUAUCCAAUCCAGUCGAUCGUGAUUCGCGUGUUUACAACAUGCAACACCGGUGUAGAGGUAAAGCCUACAUUUUCAACCACGAUCUUUUCGACGCAUCGCUGAAACUUUCUCCACGAGUUGGAUCGAAAACGGACGUGUCGAAUCUGGAACGUGCGUUAUCCCAACUAGAUUUCGAGGUGUUGUGUUUCCACAAUUGUGACAUUACUAGUGUCCGCAGGAAUAUCAAGCAAUUGGCAGAGCUAGAUCACACUGACAAUGAUUGCGUCAUGGUCAUCGUGCUGUCACAUGGAACGCAUGGUAUGAUUUAUGCAUUGGAUUCGUACUACCAUUCCGACGAGCUGUGGCUUCCGUUCACGUCGGAUAAAUGUCCGAGUUUGGCAGGAAAGCCAAAACUGUUCUUCAUCCAGGCAUGUCAAGGUAACAAAAAGGAUGCGGGAUUAACUGUGCAGAGCGAUUCUAGUCAAAUGGAUUCAGUUGCUCCUCAAGAAUAUUCCAUCCCAACAAUGGCAGAUUUUAUGAUUGCCUAUUCUACUAUUCCCGGCUACGUGUCUUGGCGCAACACGACAAAUGGCUCAUGGUUCAUUGAAGCUCUUUGUGAAAUACUGAUCACAUAUGGCCGGCAAGAAGAUUUGCUUUCGAUGAUGACAAUGGUUCUACUAAAAGUGGCCACACUGGGAAGAGACUAUUCUCAAAUCCCAUGCGUCGUAAGCCAACUCAUACGUCGCGUCUAUUUCCCGCCCAAACAAUAACAUUUGUAAGUAGUUCUUUAAAAGAACAUGAAUUCCCAUACCAUAGUUCCAACUUAGUCUCACUUUAUGCGAUCUAUUCUAAGGCUAAUUGUAAGGCGUUUCAAUAAGGUCUUCCGGUGUUUAAAAAGUAUAUAUUUACCGCAGCCUGUGUAAUUUACCGUGAUCGUAUUGCUGCAUCAGAAUGCACGCCGUUUAUUACUCGGAAAUAUUCGAAUUUAUACAUGACAUUCUAUUCGUCAGCGUA